Molecule: messenger RNA, 207 nt
Organism: Strongylus vulgaris
Lineage: Eukaryota; Metazoa; Nematoda; Chromadorea; Rhabditida; Strongylidae
Source: the annotation of a GenBank genome assembly
GCUGUCAUCUACGCAGGAGUUAAGGGACACCUUGACAAAGUUGACCCUUCUGUGAUCACCAGAUUUGAGAAGGAAUUCCUUGCUCACAUUCGCGCUACUCAACAAGAUUUGCUGAAGACCAUCCACACUGAGGGACAAAUCACACCUGCGACUGAUGCUAAGUUGAAGGAGGUGGUCACGAACUUCCUAGCUACAUUCAAAGUUUAG